Molecule: messenger RNA, 585 nt
Organism: Suillus subalutaceus
Lineage: Eukaryota; Fungi; Basidiomycota; Agaricomycetes; Boletales; Suillaceae
Exons: 3
Coding region: 1-453 (150 amino acids)
Source: RefSeq, a predicted model, not a curated record
AUGGAUGAGGCUAUUGAGCUCCAUCGAGUUGCACUGGCCCUUUAUUUGAGCACCCUGCCCGACCUGGAUGAGGCCAUUGAGCUCUGUCGAGCUGCACUUAUUCUCUAUCCCCUCAACCAUUUCUUACCGACUCUGCUCUUUCAGCAAUUGGACUUACUCGAACUGCACUUGUGCUCUGUCCCCCUGGCUGUUCUUAUCAGUCCCUCUCUCAAUACCCUUCCCAGCGGCCUUCAAACCAGAAUCGAGCUGAGGGGCGUCGUGUCUGACCUGGAUGAGGCCAUUGAGCUCGUUCGAGUUGCCCUUGUGUUCCAUCCCCCUGGCUAUUCUGAUCGUUUCACAUUACUCGACAACCUUCCUGGCAUCCUUCAUUCCAGAUUCGAGCAGCAACAUGGCACCCCCCCGUCUCAUCUGGACGAGUCCAUCCAACUCCAUCAAUUUGCACUUGCACUCUGACCAUUCUCAUCGUUCUGCAUCUAUCAACAGCCCCAAACACCCAUAUUUCUCGACCGCCUCAUACUCCAAUAUUGCUCUGACAAUAAAACUUUCUCUUGGUUCGUGCCACCGGUGUUCUAGAUCGAGAUGUCC